Molecule: messenger RNA, 1879 nt
Organism: Passer domesticus (house sparrow)
Lineage: Eukaryota; Metazoa; Chordata; Aves; Passeriformes; Passeridae
Gene: RIT1
Product: Ras like without CAAX 1
Exons: 5
Coding region: 63-707 (214 amino acids)
Biological process (GO): Ras protein signal transduction
Cellular component (GO): plasma membrane
Molecular function (GO): GTPase activity; GDP binding; calmodulin binding
Source: RefSeq, a predicted model, not a curated record
GCAGGCGCGGUCGGCGGCGCGGCCGCCAUUUGGGAGCGGCCGGGCCGCGCUGAGGGGCGGCCAUGGAGCCCGCAGCCCGCCCGGCCGGCGGCGCGGGGCAGCCCCGCGAGUACAAGCUGGUCAUGCUGGGCGCGGGGGGCGUCGGCAAGAGCGCCAUGACCAUGCAGUUCAUCAGUCACCGCUUCCCGGAGGACCACGACCCCACCAUCGAGGAUGCCUACAAAAUCCGGAUCCGCAUCGACGACGAGCCGGCCAACCUGGAUAUUUUGGACACAGCAGGACAGGCCGAGUUCACAGCCAUGAGGGACCAGUACAUGCGGGCAGGAGAAGGGUUCAUCAUCUGCUACUCCAUCACGGACCGGCGCAGCUUCCACGAGGUGCGCGAGUUCAAGCAGCUCAUCUACCGCGUGCGCCGCACCGACGACACGCCCGUGGUGCUGGUGGGCAACAAGUCUGACCUGAGCCAGCUGCGCCAGGUGUCCAAGGAGGAGGGCUGUGCCCUGGCCAGGGAGUUCAGCUGCCCCUUCUUCGAGACGUCGGCGGCGUUCCGCUUCUUCAUCGAUGACGUGUUCCACGCGCUGGUGCGCGAGAUCCGCCGCAAGGAGCGCGAGGCCGCCAUGGCCCUGGAGAGGAAAUCCAAGCCCAAAAGCAGCGUCUGGAAAAGACUCAAGUCCCCCUUCAGGAGGAAGAAGGAUUCAGUCACUUGAAGAGCAAGUUUCCCUGCGGAUCAGGACAAAGCUGUGGCCUUGUGCAGCCGGCAGAGCUCGGUGGCACGCUCAGGGGCUGGGUGGCACCUGAGGGGACUUCGUGAGGGAGUGCCUGACCCUGCCACUUGUUUUUGUUUAGAACCAUGUUGCCUUGAUUCUGGGGGCUGAACUUCAGACCCGGUGACAGUUGUCCUUUGUUUGUUGUCAUUUUUUUUACUGGACCCAGCCACCAAGGCCCUCGGGUUGGUGGCCCUGCACUUUGGAGUGUUUGUCCUUGUCACAGUGCCCUGGGAGCUGAACUGUGCAAAACAUUGCUGGAGUUGGACCCAGCCUCUCUGAACCUGUGGUUUUCCCAGCUGGAAAAGAGGCUCUUGCUGCUCAGCCCACAGUGUGAGGGGCUGAACAAAGUGUCACGGCCUUGGGCUCACAGAAUUCCUUGUGUCCUCAUGGAUCAGAUUUUUUCCAGGAAAAUGGACAUGGAAUCCUCGUGUGCAAGUUCAUCCAAGUCAUCAGUGCUGGAGGGGGGAUGUAAACAAGCCAGAAUCACAGACUUCACCUGGAAAGGCCUCUGGGGUCAGUGCCCUGGCCCCAGGCUGCCACCCAGAGCAGAGCAUGCAGUGCCACAGUGACCCCACCACCUCCUGAGCAGCCCCUUCCUUCCAGAUCCCACCCCCUUGGUCCUAAAGGCAGCAGUGCAGGGACACCAAGGUGGGAUUUUCCUCUGCCCCAGCCCUGCAGUGGGGUGUGCUGGAGGAACCCCAGCUUGGAGCUCCUGCCUGUCCCAAACCCUGCUGGGAAGGGGGCACUGCCUUGCUCAGUCACUUCUGUGCCAUCCCAGAGGCAGCAGUGGCUUUGGGGAGGUGUUUCCCAGAGAAAAUGGCUGAGCUGAGGCUCUGGAGCCAGAGCUGCCCUUCCCUGCUGCUGCUGAGGCUCUGCCAGUGCCAGGGCAGGGAAACUGAGGCACAGCAGCUCUGGGCUCACUGGGCAGGUGAGCCAGGCCCCUUGUGGUGCUCCCAAAGAAGAUUUUGUGGGGAGGCAGAUCCUCCCCAUGUGGGGGGGCUCUGUGCCCUGGAGAUGAUCUGAUUUUCCAGAGUUCUGGGAGCAGUGCCUGGAGCUGGUUUGAUUUUGGGUUUUCCAGCACCUUUGGGGGCAGUGCCUGGAGCUGGUUUGAU